Misgurnus anguillicaudatus (oriental weatherfish) is the source of this 2914-nucleotide messenger RNA. NCBI's taxonomy places the organism in Eukaryota, Metazoa, Chordata, Actinopteri, Cypriniformes, Cobitidae. The record is from RefSeq and is a predicted model, not a curated record.
GUAGGUCAUCUCUGUGCGCGGAACACGUGCAAUGGAGUCGAUGACGUAGAAGUACGUAGCCAAUUUGCUCACGGGUAGUUUUGUAAUUCAGUAUUUUGAAGAAAUAUGAAGUCGUUUUUCUGAGUUGGUGGGUAUAUUGAGACUGGAUAUCUUCUGGUUGUGUGAAUGAGCCGCGAGAGAGAUUCAUCGGACACGUGUUUAAUCUGAAGACGACUGCACGUGCGACAGUAACGAAGAGGUUUGUUCACUGUCAUCUAUCACUUCAGUUAUGGCGGUUGUUCGUGAACAAAAGGAGUUUUCAAUGGACAAUGAAGUCAUCAGCGCCAGUGAAGAUGAGGAAGGUAGCGAUGAUGAAAGAAAACACAGCAAGCUUCUUCAAGCAAUCAGUUCUCUGGGUGGAAAAAGAAGAAAAAACCAGACUGAACGUUCUGAAGCGAGUCUGCAGGUCUCCGAGUUCUUGGUCAAUGCAGAAGGUGCUGGAGACAAAAUUGCACUUUCUGACCUGCUGGGAACCGUGGAGAAGACUCCAGGAGCCUCCAAAAAGACUAAAAAACAGCUGAGGAACCUGCAAAACAGAAAUGAGACUUUGCAGCUUCCCCUUAACAAAGAGCAAACAGAGAAGAUUCAGAGAGGGAUAGCAUAUGAGAAGAGCACUCAAGAAGUGUCACGCUGGCAAGGCAUCAUAGUGGAAAACCAAAAAGCAGAGCAAUUGGUGUUUCCUCUGAACCAGGAGAGCUCGCGGCCCAAACCGGUGGAGCAGAUUGUGGCUGGAUGGAAGGCUGAAACCCCUCUUGAACAAGAGAUUUUUAAACUCUUGAACAACAACAGUCAGCCGAUUCAUGAUCCUGUCCUGACUCCCAUUGAAGAGGCUUCACUGAAGGCCAUGAGUCUGGAGGAGGCUAACAUGCGUCGCGCUGAGCUGCAGAAAGCAAGAGCGCUGCAGUCGUACUACGAGGCUAAAGCCAAAAGAGAGAAGAGAAUCAAGAGUAAAAAGUAUCACAAGAUUCAAAAGAAAGCCAAACGGAAAGAGUUUGUCAAGCAGUUUGAGGAGAUGAUGAAGACUGAUCCUACAGGAGCUCUGGAGGAGCUGAAGAAGAUGGAGAUGUCCAGGAUGGAAGAAAGGAUGUCUCUAAAACAUCAAAACAGUGGCAAGUGGGCCAAAUCCAAAGCUAUCAUGGCCAAAUAUGACGAUUCGGCUCGUAAAGCAAUGCAGGAGCAGUUACAGGUGAAUAAGGACCUGACUCAGAAGAUGGUGACGAUUUCUGAUGACGAGCACGAAACUCAGGAAGAAGAAUCAGAAGCCGUUCCUGAUUUUGUGAAUGACGUCGAGCCGAUCGUUGACGCUGUCAAUCCCUGGAUGAGAAACAGAAUUCCACGUGAAGAACCUGAGGUGAUCUGUGUCACAACAGAGCAACCUCAAACAGUAGAGGAGGAGGAGGAGGAGAAGAAUGAGGAAGAGGAGCUACUCGCUGACUUUCAGAGGAAGAGGGCGUUGAGGCAGGCAGAUGAAGAUGAUGACUUGGUUCCUGUACCACCACCAGCAGAAGAAGAAGAGGUAGAUAACACGGGUGAGGUGGCGAGAGAGGAGGUGGUUGGAGAAGACGUGGUGAAUAUUUCUGACAGCGACGAUGAUGCUGAUGAUGAUGAAGAGGACGUUUCUCAAUUCAACACCCUUUUCAGACUCAUGAGCAGUGAGAAGGCUCGUGAGGCUCCAGCUCAGACACAAGAAGGACAGGAAGAUGAAGAACAACUUCUGGAUGAAGGACAUGUUCGUGUCAGGACCAUGGAAGAUCUGGAGGCUUUGGGGGAGGCUGAGGAACCUCAGCCCAGUGCAUCUGCAAACACAUCAACGCCACAAACAGCAACUUCUGAACCACCUGCAAAAAAGAGCAAAGAAAUCGACCUCAAUGCAGUUCUCACCAAAGAAGCCAAAGCCAUCAAAGUGCCCCUAAUGCCAGCUGUGGUUGAGGACGAUGAAGAGCGUGACGAGCAGAUCUCCAUCAUCAAGGAGGCUUUUGCUGGAGAUGAUGUCAUUUCAGAUUUCCUCAAAGACAAGCGAAAACAGGAAGAGGCGGGAAGACCCAAAGUGGUGGACUUGACGUUGCCCGGCUGGGGGGAAUGGGGUGGUGUUGGUCUCGUUCCCUCCCGAAAGAAACGCAAAAGAUUUAGGAUAAAAAUGGCUCCACCGCCCCCCAGACAGGACAAGAAACUGCCUGAUGUCAUCAUGUCAGAGAAAAGAAGCUCAUCCGUUGCUGCACAUCAGGUCUGCCAGCUGCCGUUCCCCUUUCAGAACCCGAAACAGUUUGAGUCCUGCAUCCGAACUCCUGUCGGUCAGACGUGGAACACGCAGAGCACCGUGAGGAAGAUGACCACACCUAAAGUCGUCACUACAAUGGGUGCCAUUAUCGAGCCUUUGGUCAGGGAGGACUAUAUUAAAGAUAAAAGCAGCAUACCGGCCAGUAAAGCUCCAGCCAUUUUCCUGGAAGAUAAGAGUAAAGGAAAAGACGGCAAACGGAUGUCAAAAGACAAACAUAAAGGAAAAGAAUCAAAGAAGAGACGAAAAAACUAAGCAUGAUUGUGAUGUCUGUCAUACAUUAAUGACUUUCGUAGAAUACUUUACAAUGAAGUUGUAUUUGUUAACAUUAACUUCAUGCAUAAACUAAUCUGAACUAACAAUGAACAAAUCAAAAUAAAAUUUGUAAUUGUUAACGUUUAAGGCAUAAUAAACUAUAUUGCUCAUUGUUAAUUCAUAUUUGCUAAUGCAUCUACUAAUGUUAACAAAUGCAACCUUAUUGUAAAGUGUUACUGGAAAUUGUUUCAAGAAGACACUUUUGUAGUAAAGUUAAAAGGUGUUUAAUGCAAUUUUUUUCGCACAUUUCACGCAACUGCAGCCCAUUAAAAUUUCUGUAAAAUG